CAUCCCGGCUCAGGGUCUCAUUCAUGCUUCAAGACAGCAGUUCACUACAAGCUUCCUGGCCCUCGGAUCAACUGUUUUGAUCCGAUCUGGCCUUGUGACAAAGGAAGACUUUCUUGCACACACGUAUUUGAAAGAAUAUCCUGAGACAGACUCGCUGCGUGGAGCCGAGCAGGUGAUCCGCUGCGCUCGAACUGACGCUGGAGAUAUGCGCCUGGACAAUGCUGGCAAUCAGUGGAGGGAUAUAUUUACCGCCGUCGUUUGAACCUUAAGUCUGUGUGGAUUUUUUUGUUUUUAUUAAGACGCCUUCUGCAGCAUUAAACACCCUCAUUUCCCCCCUGAAAGCUCUGCGAAGGCUCAGUGUUUUUUCUGCGGCGCUCUGGAUGAGCGCAGCGCGUUGAAGUGGACCUUCUGUUGUUUGCCAAAGUGCUUAAACUGUCCAGCUCAGUAUCUUUUUUCCCCCCUCAAGUUAAAAAAAGUGCACCACACGAACAGGACAGGGCUUAAAUGUUCGGGAUCCAGGAGCACCUCAUACGAGAAGUGAGCGGAUUAAAAGAAAGAAGUCUCGGAGAGGAGAUGGAUCCAGUCCGGUCGUGGGUGCGUAAUGUCGGGGUUGUGGACGCGAACGUCGCGGCGCAAAGUGGAGUAGCUCUGUCUAGAGCUCAUUUUGAGAAGCAGCCGCCCUCAAAUCUCCGCAAGUCCAACUUCUUCCACUUUGUCCUGGCGCUCUAUGACAGACAUGGCCAACCUGUGGAGGUGGAGAGGACUGCGUUUGUGGACUUUGUUGAGCACGACAAGGAGCAGACGGGAGAAAAGACCAACAACGGCACCCACUACAAGCUUCAGCUCCUCUACAGCAACGGUGUUCGUACAGAGCAAGAUCUUUACGCACGACUCAUCGACUCCGUCACUAAACAGCCCAUAUCGUAUGAGGGACAAAACAAGAAUCCAGAAAUGUGCAGAGUUCUGCUCACACACGAGGUUAUGUGCAGUCGCUGUUGUGAGAAGAAAAGUUGUGGCAAUCGAAACGAGACGCCCUCUGAUCCAGUCAUCAUCGACAGGUUUUUCUUGAAGUUUUUCCUGAAAUGUAACCAGAAUUGUCUGAAGACAGCAGGAAACCCGAGGGAUAUGAGGAGAUUUCAGGUGGUCUUGUCCAGCACCGUGAGUGUAGACGGUCACGUCCUGGCCGUGUCCGACAACAUGUUUGUCCACAACAACUCAAAACACGGUCGGAGAGCUCGCAGGCUGGAGCCGGGCGAGUCUGUGGAGAAUACCAUGGAAUAUGCCACUCCAUGUAUUAAAGCCAUCAGUCCCAGUGAGGGCUGGACCACCGGUGGGGCCAUGGUCAUAGUCAUCGGGGAGAACUUCUUUGACGGGCUGCAGGUGGUGUUUGGAAGCAUGCUGGUGUGGAGUGAGCUCAUCACGCCACACGCCAUCCGUGUUCAGACGCCUCCUCGACACAUCCCCGGGGUCGUGGAGGUCACACUGUCUUAUAAAUCUAAGCAGUUCUGUAAGGGAGCACCUGGACGCUUCAUCUACACGGCCCUUAAUGAGCCAACUAUAGACUACGGUUUUCAGCGUCUCCAGAAAGUAAUUCCUCGCCAUCCUGGUGAUCCAGAGAAACUAGCCAAGGAGAUCCUCUUAAAAAGAGCAGCAGAUCUUGUGGAGGCCCUGUAUGGAAAUCCACAUAGUAAUCAGGACAUGCUGCUGAAGCGUGCAGCUGACAUUGCUGAGGCGCUCUACAGUGUUCCUCGUCCUCACAGUCAGCUACAGGCGCUGCCCAGCUCGCCUGCCCACGGCAGCGUCAUGGGACUAGGCUCCUACCCGUCUCAGUUAGGUGUUAGCAUCGGAGAGCCAGGACAGAGCAGCCAAGGUUACAUCCGUAACUCCAGCAGUUUGUCUCCAAGGGGUUACCCAUCAGCCUCCACCCCUCAGCAGUCGAGCUAUGGGAGCAGUGGGGGGAUGACCGGAGGCUAUGGGACAGUUCCCAUGACUAGUCUAGGAGUCCCUGGAUCUCCUGGUUUCAACAGUGCCUCCCCCACAGGCUCUCCCUACAUAAUGCCCUCCAGUCCCACUAUACCAGGAAGCUCCAGCUCCUCGUCGUCUCUCUUGCCUUUCUCCUCCUUCCCGUCCGCUGCUAAACAGAAGAGUGCUUUUGCUCCUGUGCUCAGGCCCCAGGGCUCCCCCUCCCCUGCCUGCCCCGCCUCAGGGGGCAACAGCUUCAGAGGUAGUCACCCAACUCACUAUCUGACCCCCCUGUCUGAACUUACCAAUGCAGUCUAACCCCUCAUACUAACUAACCCGAAAGCUAUGACUGAACAAGACAGAGAACAGUUGCUGGAUGUACAAAAAUGCAAGACCUGAUUGAUUAGAAUCAUAGAUUUUGUAUAUUUUUUUCUCUCCAGCGAUGACGGGCCUGGUUGUUCCCCCGAUGUAGCAAAGCACCCGCCCCAAUCUACCCCAGACCACUGCUUCACUUAGCCCCUCUUUUGGCACUGAGAGGGCAGGGAGAACGGAAAAUUGAUCACUAGCGACCAUAUAAAACUUUCCUCCCUGACCGCUCCCUGUCCCCCCCUUCAGCCAUUUCUUAGUCUCUUUGUCAUCCAGUUGGAUGAACAGGACGGGGUAUGAAAAUGUCCAAAGACCAGCCAUCUACACAAGAUGCAGAGGAGAACACGUCACCCACAACUACAGACAGACUGUGCUCCUUAGCUAACAGCACAAGACCGGACCAAACACCACCAUGUGUGUAAUGAAGCAUCUGAAAGGAAACAGAGGAAAGUAGUUUCACCUCAAGCUUCAAAAGCAUCUGUGUUGACCUCUGGCCUACUAUCACAUGCAGUAUUCAGUAUUUCAACACCUGCCCAAACCUUGGCCAGAGACUUACAGGAUGCACUGUGAGAGCACUGAUGGAUGACAGACAACUCUGAUGUAAUGUUGCAGCUCUAAUAAGCAGGGUGCUACUUUGUCGAUGUAUGGACACCUUAAAUGGCAUGUAUGUACACUGUCUGUGAGUUAGCAAGAGGUUGUUUUUGCUUUUUUUUUUUUUGUAGUAGACUUUUUGAAGACAAUUUACAUUCCAGAAAAAUAGACUCUUUAUUUUUUGUUCUGAUGUCUACGGUUUUUCAAGGGAGAAGUCUUUGUCUCAAGGGUUAUUACUAAAGGAAUUCAUAUAUUGAUUUAUUUAAGAACAAGCAAUUUAACUUAUUAUAGUUAGUUUAGGGAAUAAUAUAAACGUGUUUUUAUAAAGUGGUCCUUUUUCCAUCUGUUACUGAAAUGAAGUUAUCUCAGCAAUUGCUAAAUAAUUUGGUAAAUGAUCAAAGGGAAAGGAUUUUUCAAUUUUGGAAUGGAUAAAUUCACUUUUUUGGAAUUAAAUACCCCCAUUUUGCAGGUUCUUGCAUAGCAAAAUAUUAAUGUUAUGCCCACAGUUUAAGAAGGAUAUUGUCCUUGUGUAAAGGAAAACAUUAGGUAGCCAUAUCCUUUUUCAUUUCACUUAAAAUGCAUGCUUUGUUACACCAGUGCCCUGAUACUUCUUUUUUUUUCAUUCCACAUUGCAAAUUUAAAUUUAUGUGACUACGGCUUAUAGAUUUUACAGUUUCCUUUUAGACGUCUCAGCCCAGUACAGGUUUCUAGUCACUAUGCAGUACAGUAAAUAAAAGCACAACUGCUCAAAAGAAAAGAACCAGGCGUAUUAGGUGUUCAUUAUCCCCCAUCAUCCUGUUUUUACUGCUAUUGUUAACUUUUUGUCAUCGCAACAAAAACCACAUUCUCAGGACGUGAAAACAAAGAACACAAAGAGUAGAUGACAUUUGCAAAAUUGUUUUUAGAGUUUGGUUAACUUUAUUUAUUUAAAAAUUAUUAGCAAUUUAAUAUUAUGUUUUUUGAAGCCAUUUUUUCUUUGAAACGAUACGGAAAAAAAGUGCAAAUGUGAUUUGUAUAUUUCAAGGUGUAAUUAUAUUUUGUGCUCCAAAUAAAACAAAUGAGAAAAAAAACA
Messenger RNA from Amphiprion ocellaris (clown anemonefish), 3991 nucleotides. RefSeq names its product EBF transcription factor 2 (gene ebf2). Gene Ontology annotation, molecular function: DNA-binding transcription factor activity, RNA polymerase II-specific; RNA polymerase II cis-regulatory region sequence-specific DNA binding. NCBI's taxonomy places the organism in Eukaryota, Metazoa, Chordata, Actinopteri, Pomacentridae. The transcript is spliced from 15 exons. The record is from RefSeq and is a predicted model, not a curated record. Bases 505 to 2280 code for a protein of 591 amino acids. Gene Ontology annotation, biological process: regulation of transcription by RNA polymerase II.